Glycine soja is the source of this 992-nucleotide messenger RNA. RefSeq lists its product as uncharacterized. Lineage: Eukaryota; Viridiplantae; Streptophyta; Magnoliopsida; Fabales; Fabaceae. The coding region runs from base 214 to 681 and encodes 155 amino acids. The transcript has 2 exons. The record is from RefSeq and is a predicted model, not a curated record.
AGAAAAGGAGAGGUCCUAUACUCCUAUCCAAAUUCCAAAGUUCACUUCCUCUCCUCUCUUCUUCUCCCUUCUCUCUCUUUCUCCAUUGCCUAACACAGUAACACUCUAGUACUGUUACUUUACUCACUCUCUCUCUCUCGCCACAAAAAAUGUCAACAAAAACAACAACAACAUAAGCAUAGCGGUACAAGACAACCUUAGUUUGCAACAAAAAUGGUGGUCGGAGAGCAGACCAAUGGGUGGCCACCAAUCGGUGCUCCUCUGAACGUCCACAGAGACGAGCAUUGGACCAACUUUGACAGCUCCGUCAACGCCGUCUCCUUCGGCUUCGUCGCCACCGCCAUUCUCAUCUCCAUGUUCCUUGUCAUGGCCAUCUUUGAGCGCUACCUCCGCCCCACCUCGCCGCCACUCUCCCCCUCCGCCACCACCCGCCGACGCAGCCCCUCCGACGUCGAGGCCCAGAUCGGCUUUUCCGGCAAACUCGCUCACGCUUCCCCUAAAAUGAGUGUAUAUGCCAGUGGUGUUUCAGUUCUAAUGCCUGGAGAUGAGAUUCCUACAUUUAUUGCGCAUCCUGCUCCAUGUUAUCCGGAACGAAUUUCUUGGCCUUCUCAUCAGCAUAACAACACAUUACCUUGUUCCUCUUCCAACACCCUCCCUACUACUACUAUCAACCAAGUCUGAGAGGAGAUUUGAACAUAGACAAAAGUUCUGCAUAUUACAUCAAGGGCUGGAUUCAUUUUCUGUGAAGAGUAGGCUGUUUCUUGGGGUUUGCCUUCCAUUCAUUUUUACCUCUGGAGCUCUCUUUACAGUUUAUGACAUGUAAAAUAGGAUUUAGUUUUAGGCAAACUGGGUUUGGCAAUUAGAUAUCCAUUGUCUUUGAAGUAAAUGAAUCAUGAAAAGCUUUCAGGGGGUUUUCCUGUGUAAAUCAAAUUAUCAAUAGAUUGAAUCCCAUCAACUGGGUAAAUCCUCUCUAGCACAUUAAUUUCCAAAGA